Messenger RNA from Tetranychus urticae (two-spotted spider mite), 1721 nucleotides. RefSeq names its product galectin-8. Gene Ontology annotation, molecular function: carbohydrate binding. The record is from RefSeq and is a predicted model, not a curated record. Lineage: Eukaryota; Metazoa; Arthropoda; Arachnida; Trombidiformes; Tetranychidae.
AUAAGCACACACCCAUCUCUGUAAACCCAAACCCGGAAAGUUAGUUGCAUGGCGGUUAACCAUCACAAUCAUAUUCAUUUCUUAAUCACUCACUUAAAUCCUUUCCAUGUUAAUUUUCUUCCCUAUCCUUACUUUAACUCCUCAUCUCUAAUCGUCUUUUCUCUUCCUUCCCUAGCUUUUCCUAUUCUCACCCAAAGUAGGCUAAACCAGUCUUUCACCUUUAGCCACAGGUCAAACCAUCUCUUAGUGACUUUAAGUAACUUAAUGAAAGUUAAAAACCAAAGGGACAACUUUCAUUUUCACCAUUCUUCAUCUGUCUGUCGUUGUGUUCACUCAUCAACUGAUUGUGGUUAAUAACAAACUCCAUCAUCUAUCUCGAACAUUGUUCCUCACCUUAAACAAAUUGUUUAUAAACAUUCAACAUUGUUUAAUUGAUUCUCAAAUUGCAAACUGUGAUAUCUACUGUGAUCUAACCUUAAUACUUAAUUAAAAUGACCAGUCAUAUUGAACUGACAGAUUCUAUUAAAGAUAUUCCUUACUCAGGAUUGCUGCCAUAUCCAUGUAAACCAGGAUUACUUCUUUAUAUCCAUGGACGAAUUCCUGAAAAUGCAGAAAAAUUCUGUGUAAAUCUCGCUAAAGCUGGAACCGGUGACAAAGCCUUUCAUUUCAAUCCACGAUUUGGAGAACAGUGUGUAGUGCGAAACAGCUUCGUUGAUAAUAAAUGGGGAAACGAAGAAAGGAAUCCCAAGAAUCACAUUCCUUUCAGUCGUGGAGAGUCUUUCAACCUUUUAAUACUCGUACAAAGCAAUUGUUAUAGAGCUGCUGUGAAUGGUGAACAUUUUAUUGAUUUCGAUCACCGGACUCGUUUUAGUGAAGUACGUAAAUUGGAAAUCAAUGGAGAUGUAGUUGUUAACAAAAUUAGUUACCACAUGGAUAAUAAUCACACACUAGACUGUACACAAUUUUUGCUUGGUUAUCCAAUAUAUCGACCAAAACUACCUUUCAAAUGCAAAUUUCCCUCUACAGUCUCGGCUGGUUUCAUGGUGUAUAUUUCAGGCCGUCCUGAAUUACGUGCUCACAGAUUUGCUGUUGAUUUAUUAUCUGGUGAAGAUAUAGCCUUUCAUUUCAACGUGAGAUUUGACGAAAAAGCUGUGGUCCGUAAUUCAUUUACCUCAGGGGACUGGUUGAAAGAGGAGCGACAUAUCUCUUACUUCCCAUUUGCUCUUGGAGUAAAUUUCGAUAUGAUUAUUUUGAUUACCGAACAGAAGCUGAUGGUUGCCUUGAAUGGACAACAUUACAUUAACUAUAAUCAUCAAGUAUUGCCAAUCGACUCGAUCGACUCUUUAAGCAUCAGAGGUGAUCUCUGCCUUAGCUCUAUACGAUUUUCAACAUAAAUAUGAUGCUUGAUUUUUUUAUUUAUAACCUGUUGAGUAUCUAAAGUGGCUUUCAAUGAAACAUGGUGAAACUGAGAUCGUCCUGUUAACACCAACAUUUAUUUAUAUCAUUGCUUCCUUAAUAAGCUUCAACAAUCUUGCGACUAGAAAAGUGCAAACCUUAAAGUAAUUAUCAUCUGUUACAAUACCUUUUUAUACUCUACUUACCUUUGAUAAUAGAUAUGUGUGAUUUAGCCAACAUGUGAUAAAUAAAUCAUUGGUUGUAACUGGAUGCUAACAUUUGAUGAAAAAAUAAACAAUAAAUUACUGUAUAACUCGAUAAGCUUA